AUGCGACUGCUAGAUACGGAGACCGGCUUGUUCUGCUGGUUCGAAAAACCGACCGACGUCGCCUACGCGAUACUGUCCCACGUUUGGAAGAUCCAAGGGGAACAGUCGUACGAAGAACUACUGCACAUACAACAAGUCCCGGGAACUCGCCAGCCACUCGAAUCACUUCUCGACGAUGCGCGCAUCUCGGACAAAAUCAGGCGUUCUUGCGAGAUCGCGCGUGGUCAAGGGUACCGAUACCUCUGGAUCGACACCUGCUGCAUCAACAAGGAGAGCAGCACGGAGCUCUCCGAGGCGAUCAACUCGAUGUGGGAGUGGUACCGACUAGCGAGCGUAUGCUACGCAUUCCUCGCGGACGUGGAUCCCGACGACGACGCGCUCGCGCCUGGCUCGCAGUUCCGCGGGAGCAAGUGGCACACGCGUGGCUGGACGUUACAGGAGCUUAUCGCACCCAUGUAUGUCGUCUUCCUCGCGUGCGACUGGUCCUUGUUCGGCACCAAGGGCACCUUGGCGCGAGUCCUGGAGGAGGUGGCGGGGGUGGAUCACGCUGUGCUGACGCAUGAGAGGCCGCUGUACGCGGUGAGCGUCGCGCGGCGGAUGUGGUGGGCUUCAAGGCGGCAGACCACGCGUGUGGAGGACGCGGCGUACUCGCUCAUGGGGAUCUUCGGAAUCAACAUGCCUACUAUCUAUGGGGAGGGCCCGCGCGCGUUCCUGCGCCUCCAGGAAGAGAUCCUGCGGACCAUUCCUGACCAGAGCAUCUUCGCGUGG
Molecule: messenger RNA, 768 nt
Organism: Trametes versicolor FP-101664 SS1
Lineage: Eukaryota; Fungi; Basidiomycota; Agaricomycetes; Polyporales; Polyporaceae
Product: HET-domain-containing protein
Exons: 1
Source: RefSeq, a predicted model, not a curated record